AUGGAUCCCACCAGUUCCGAGGAGCGUCUGCUCCCGGCCCGCAGCAAGGAAAGCCACGGUCCUGUUUGGCUGUUCAAGCGCAAAGCUCAGUUAGAAGCUCGGCUGGACCAAGUUCUGUCCUUUCUCAGUCGGUCGGGCUCCGUUUUUGAUACAGCCGAUCUCCGCCCGCGCCUGUCCGAAAAGAUGAUGCAUAACUGCUUUAUAGCCAUCAGAACUGAGACCACCAGAGAAAUAAUUGGUAUAGAACCAAUGUUAAAUUACAUUCAAAAAAGGGCAAAUAAAGUGGUUUGUUCACCUGGAGAAGAUGUUGCCGGACUCCAUACCAUACAAACGGCAGAUUGCCUGCUUCCCAUACCCCCAGAAAAGCCGCCCGUCAGCUACACGCACAUCUGCGAGAUAGCGCACUUCAGCAUGGGCGUCUUCGUGCUCCACGCCGGCGCCUGCAUCCCUCUGCAUGACCACCCGGGCAUACAGGGGCUGCUGAAGGUCCUCUACGGCACCCUCCGCAUUGCCUGCUUCGACAACAGCCCAAGGAGCCCCAGGACACCCCCGACGCCACUGCUUCCACCGACGCCUCCGAGGCCGCCUCCUGCCCCGGCCCCUGCCCCUCGCCGCUUGCGCACCUUCUCUGCGCCACCCUGCCUGCUCUCCCUGCAGCGGGACAACCUGCACCAGAUCGCGGCCAAGGGUGCUGGGCCCGCCGUCUUCCUCGACAUCCUGGCGCCGCCCUACGACCCGGCCCGCGGACGCGACUGCCACUACUACCGGCUGGCCAACGGGCAGAGCCUCCCGCCCGCAACUGGCCCUCCAUGCGCUCUCUGGCUGCUGGAGACCCCGCAGGUGCCCGACUUCUGGUGUGGUGGGGAGCCUUACCUGGCCCCCCGAGUCUACCCCUGA
Thamnophis elegans (Western terrestrial garter snake) is the source of this 897-nucleotide messenger RNA. Its product is annotated as 2-aminoethanethiol dioxygenase-like. NCBI's taxonomy places the organism in Eukaryota, Metazoa, Chordata, Lepidosauria, Squamata, Natricidae. The record is from RefSeq and is a predicted model, not a curated record. Gene Ontology annotation, cellular component: mitochondrion. Gene Ontology annotation, molecular function: oxidoreductase activity, acting on single donors with incorporation of molecular oxygen, incorporation of two atoms of oxygen.